AUGGACUACGUUGAGCAACGAAUGACGGACGAGGCAGCCAAGGGGCCGGCCAGCGACUCUUUAUUCACCCCCCUUAACCUCAUCCUCGUCUCCGCCGUCGUAUACGUCGUCUACAUCCUCUUCCGCGCGCCGACCAAGCACGACAUGCCCAAGCCCCCGCCGCCUGUCGUCUUCCGCACCUACACACCGCGCACCCUGCUGCCCCUCAACGGCGAGAACGGCAACCCCGUCUUCAUGGCCGUCCGCGGCAAGGUCUUUGACGUCUCUAACGGCCGCAACUUUUACGGCCCCGGCGGACCCUACGCCAACUUUGCCGGUCGCGACGCCAGCCGCGGCCUCGCUAGCCACAGCUUCGACGAGGACAUGCUAACCAAGGACCUCGACGGGCCGUUGGAUCCCCUGAAGGACCUUGACUCCGAGCAGAUCGAGGCCCUUGAGGGCUGGGAGGCCCGCUUCAACGAAAAGUACGAGGUCGUCGGGCGUCUGGUGUCCGUGGCCGACUUCAACGCUCAGAAACUUCAAGAUGCCGAUGGCAGCUUAUCGAACCUCAUCUCACUGCUGGAGUCAGAUUCGCCCACUAUAAAGCCUCGCGAGGACGAAUCCCGUCUUUAUCGCAGCGUGUCCAUCGUGACUGAGCUGGGCGUCAUAGCCCAUGUCACCACGGGCCCAUGCAUCCCAUCUUCAGCGUCAUUGCAAAAGAUUUCUGGGCAGAUACGGACAGCCGUCACCACGGCCAUCGCCUCGCUCCCCCAGUCCUUGCAUCGGCACGGCGUCACGCCAAGGUCCCGCCGCGUCUGGGCCGGCACCGCCCGGGUUCGCACCACCUUGGGCCCCAAGCGGAGCGAGUUUGGCCAGCAAGCCCCCAUCGAGGCGGACUUCUUGCGCCAAUGGCGCGGCGGAACUCUUGUGGACGGUUCUGCCGAUGACGGGCGGAACGGUGCCGAGAUUGGCGAUGGGAGCGUGGCGCUCAUUAUCACCAAUGCCGCGUUUCGACUGCUGGCGGCGGCAGCGACUGAAAAAGGCGACGCUUCGAGGACGGAAGCUUGGUCAUCUUGCACGAGGCUGCUGCGCAACUUGUCUCCCUCGUGGCAUCGCUGGGCGUCUCUGUGA
Molecule: messenger RNA, 1110 nt
Organism: Cordyceps fumosorosea ARSEF 2679
Lineage: Eukaryota; Fungi; Ascomycota; Sordariomycetes; Hypocreales; Cordycipitaceae
Product: membrane-associated progesterone receptor component 1
Exons: 4
Coding region: 1-1110 (369 amino acids)
Cellular component (GO): endomembrane system; membrane
Source: RefSeq, a predicted model, not a curated record